UUCUAUUUACAAAUGUCACAGAACUCACACGAUGUUUAUACGCAAUACAUACAUUAAUUCUUUAAACGUAGUUGAUUCGCAUGUGCAGAAUUUUGGUUAUAAUGUCGCCUUAACCUUAUGUUUUUCACUAUAAUUUCACUAUUAUAAAUAAACCGUUAUUAAAUGAACAAAAAUGAAAGAAUUAUAGUACUUCUUUACCAUUUUUGAUACGUACAUUUUUUAUACACAACAAUUAUUUACGAAUGUUUUUAAAUUUAUUCAUGAUUCAAACGUACUAUUUUUUAAAUUUAAAAAUAUUGAUUUUUGAACUUGAAAGUAGCGUUAAACAAACAACAAUCAACAUUCUUCGAAAUGGCAAACCCGGCAGGUUUUUUGGCUCACUUAAUAAAAUUAAUUAUAACUAUUAUAUGUUUAAAGUACUUUGAAGGUGUUCUUUCCACAAUAACUGUUCGAGCUUGUCAAAUAUUCCUUGUACAUUCAAUAAUUGGGAUGUUUAGAUUUGGAAAUACAGGAGGCCUCAUUAGUAGAAGGAAUGUUCGAGAAUUUUAUGAACGUACUUCUAAUAUUGUUGAAGUUAUACCAUUUUCAAUGAUUUCUUAUGAAAUAUCCAAACGUUGUGAAAUUGAUGAAGUUUUAAGACAAUCAUUACUAUUGAUACUUAUGCUAUUGCCAAUUGUUCAUGAGAUAAUAUCUAGGAAAGAACGUUCCAAGAUACGGAUUCUUAUAAAUUAUGCUAUAAAUUUGGAACUUAUUAUAAUAACAAUUGUUUGUUUACAAAGAGGAGUUUUUGGAGUACUUAAUUUAGUUAUUUCUUAUAUAUUUAAUCGGUAUUUUGUCGAAUCAUUUUGUGACUGGUUUGAUGUGCCAUAUGAUGAUUUAAUCCAAUAUAGCCUGUGCUUCGUGCAAAUUUUUUCUCUAACAACCCUUAAAGAAUUGUAAAGAGUUUCUAUACAUAUAUACUUAUAUUGAAAUGUU
Molecule: messenger RNA, 975 nt
Organism: Chelonus insularis
Lineage: Eukaryota; Metazoa; Arthropoda; Insecta; Hymenoptera; Braconidae
Exons: 3
Coding region: 352-939 (195 amino acids)
Source: RefSeq, a predicted model, not a curated record